Hydractinia symbiolongicarpus is the source of this 1563-nucleotide messenger RNA. RefSeq lists its product as uncharacterized. The transcript has a single exon. Gene Ontology annotation, molecular function: nucleic acid binding. Gene Ontology annotation, biological process: DNA integration. The record is from RefSeq and is a predicted model, not a curated record. The coding region runs from base 1 to 1563 and encodes 520 amino acids. Lineage: Eukaryota; Metazoa; Cnidaria; Hydrozoa; Anthoathecata; Hydractiniidae.
AUGCACAAACUUUUUCGCGUUACAGCUUACGUGAUUAAAUUUAUUGAUUGUCUAAAAUCUCGAUUUAAUGGUAACGUAUCGAAACAAACCUUGUUGUCAACUGAAGAUCCCGAACAUGCAGAACUUUUGUGGGUUAAAACAUGUCAAAAGGACUUAACAAGCCGUUUAUAUCAGUUAAAUAAUACUCUUGGGCUUUUUAUUGACAAAGAUGACAUCAUCCGCUGCAAAGGACGACUCCUGCAUGCCAACUUGCCUUACGACUCUAAAUAUCCCAUCUUGUUGCCUGGUGACUCGUUCUUAUCAACGUUAAUUAUACGAAGAGUCCACCAACAAACCUUUCAUGCAGGUGUGAAACACACGCAUUGUCGCAUUCGAGAAAAAUAUUGGACUCUGCAAUGUCGAAAAUAUGUACGUGCUAUUGUAAACAAAUGUGUUUACUGUAAAAGGUUGUUUCGGAAGGCUUACAAGGCUACAGAAUCUGCCAAAUUACCCCCCUUUCGUGUUUCUGCAAGCUAUCCACUUCAAUCUACAGGAGUGGAUUACUUGGGACCACUCAUGGUCAAACCUAUAUUUAACGAAGAUCAAAGUGCAAUGUUUCCAGUACAUGUUGCACUAUUUACCUGCGCUGUUACUCGUGCAGUCCAUCUGGAUGUAGUACCCGAUCAGUCAGCCUCGUCGUUUAUACGAACUUUAAAACGAUUUAUAGCCAGACGCGGCAUACCUACGUUAAUGAUUUCCGACAACGCAACGUGCUUUAAAAACGAAGAACUUAGGUUAAGUGAAGAGUUAUCUAAAUUAAACGUAAAAUGGAAAUAUAUAGUUGAAGCAGCCCCAUGGUGGGGCGGAUUUUGGGAACGUUUGGUUGAAUCUGUUAAAAGGUCAUUAACAAAGGCCUUGUUUCGAAGUAGUAUAUCUUAUGAAGAACUUCAAACGGUGCUAUGCGAAGUUGAAAGCCUUCUUAACUGUAGACCUUUAACAUACGUCUAUAACGAUGACAUCGAAGAGGUGCUCACUUCAUCACAUUUAAUGCAUGGUCGCAACAUAUGUAGGCCUUGUGUUCAGUCUGGAGAUGCGGACGAACUUGAUAGCAAGGCAAAACUUUCAAAACGAAUGAUGUACAUAAAGACCUUAAAGGAGCAUUUUUGGAAUCGAUUCAGUAACGAAUACAUAACCAAUCUGAGAGAGUUUCACGCACAAGGACCAAGUCACAGUCGUUCUGUUGAGCUUGGAGAAAUUAUUCAUUCUGAUAAGAAGCGCAUCAAUUGGCGUAUGGGAAAGUUGACGUACCUUAUUACGAGCAGGGACAAUAACGUCCGUGCAGCUAUAGUUAAAGUGUUUACGCUGUAUACCAAAGUCAUUAACUAUAUGAAGCGACCAAUUGAAAAAUUGUAUCCCUUAGAGGUAAAGAGUGUUGAAUCUGUGAGUUACAGGGAGAAACAAGAAAGUAUGAAAAUUAUGGACAGUGAUAUGACAGUUAUAGCCGAUGACACUGCAACAGAACGUCCCAGAAGGAUUGCAGCAGACAAUAGCAUUCUUAUACGAAGUAUUCUGGGGCAAACCUGA